Messenger RNA from Doryrhamphus excisus (bluestripe pipefish), 5999 nucleotides. It is a transcript of the gene lsamp, whose product is annotated as limbic system associated membrane protein. NCBI's taxonomy places the organism in Eukaryota, Metazoa, Chordata, Actinopteri, Syngnathiformes, Syngnathidae. The record is from RefSeq and is a predicted model, not a curated record.
CAGACGCUGGAUAAUCAGAGAGAGAGAGAGACGGAGGGAGAUCUCAGCACUUUAGGAGAGUCUUUACGCAAAAAAGCAUUGAACAUCAGUGGGCUAUCAAGCGAGGACAACAGUGCACGACUUCCCCCGUUGAGUACUGCAUUUAUUGGACUCUGUUGGACUGUUUUUCUGGGAGUUCCGGACAACAACUCUCAUUCCUUCCUUUACUCUCUUGGAUGUAUAGCGGCUGAAAGGAACGCUGCACGGCUUGUGAAAAUGCUCGUCGGACGCAAAUCGUGCUGGAGGCAGUUGCAGGCUGCUUUUUUCAGACUGCUAUGCCUUAUUCCCACAGGAUUCCCCGUCCGGAGUGUGGAUAUGCAGCGGGCCACCGACAACAUCACUGUUCGCCAGGGCGACACGGCCAUUAUAAGGUGUUAUGUCGAUGACAAAUCCUCCAAGGUGGCCUGGCUCAAUCGAUCAAACAUCAUCUUUGCUGGCCAGGACAAGUGGUCUUUGGACCCCAGGGUCGAUCUGGUUACUAAAGGACAGCUUGAGUACAGCCUACGCAUACAAAAGGUGGAUGUGUAUGACGAAGGGUCGUAUACCUGUUCCAUACAGACAAAGCAGCAGCCUAAGCCCUCAUUGGUCUACCUCAUUGUACAAGUUCCAGCCAACAUCUACAAGAUGUCAGAAGACAUGACGGUGAAUGAGGGCAGCAAUGUCACACUCAGCUGCUUGGCCAGCGGCAGGCCGGACCCGCUAAUCACUUGGCGGCUUCUCAACCCCUCAGCAGAGCCGCUGGAAGGCGAGGAGUACCUGGACAUCAUCGGAAUCAUGCGAAACCAAGCAGGUCGUUAUGAAUGCAAGGCCAGCAAUGAUGUCGCCACGCCGGAUGUGAAAUAUGUCAACGUGAUCGUCAACUACCCUCCAACAAUAAAGAAAACUCAGAGCUCGGAGGCCCAGAUUGGCCGCAUGGGGACUCUGCUAUGUGAAGCCACGGCUGUGCCCACACCGGAAUUUGAAUGGUACCGGGAUGAAAAAAGACUGUCCAAUACCCAGGGCAUCACUAUUCAAGUUCUUGGCACUAGUACUAUUCUCAUGAUUCCAAGUGUCACUGAAGAAGAUUAUGGGAAAUAUACCUGUGUGGCCUCAAACCGACUGGGUGUCCAAAAUGCCAGUCUCUUCCUCUACAGACCUGGAACAGGCCGAGAUAUCAAUGGCUCUGCCUGCGUCUGUCAAUCACUGUGGCUGCUGCUGGCCUGCUUCGCCUGCCUUUUCUUCAAGUGUUAAUACCUCUCCUUUCCUCCUCCUCCUCCUCCUCCUCCUCCUCUUCCACCUCCUGCUCCUCCCAUUUGGCCUUUCAACCUUUCCUUCCUUGUUCUCUCCACCAACUCACCAACAUCCUUACUGCUACCUGAUCACCGACCUUCCAGCCCCCAGACUGUUUGCAUUAUUACAAAAACCUUAUGUGCUGGCGAGCACUGCUUAAAGAUAUUACGUGUGGGGUCGUGAGUAAAAACGUUAUAGAAGCAAGAAAAAAAACAGAUAUGAAGGACGGAACAAGCAAACAGUGCUCUUUUUUUUUAAAAUGUGUUGCUCUUUUUAAUAUGUAUGCACUUCUUUAUUUCUGCUAUAUCUUGUCUGUGAAGUGUGGGUGGGGUUUAGCAUUUGCUGUACUGUCGUCAUGGAAUUGAACACUGAGGUACCCCGCUUGGGUGGAUACCAACAAUCAUUUGUAAUGAACUGAAGAUUCCCAUAGUUAGAUUAGUUCACAUUCAACAGAAGAGUUUAUUUAGCGUUAAUGAGAUGCAAGAAUCUGCCAAAUAGCACACAAGGAGAAAGUCGGAGUCGGAUCAAAUUGUUUCCGAAUGCAGCGUCCAUGUGGUCAUAUGGAGAUCCGCUAGACUGGGAAUCGUUCAGAGUGGAAUCGGGUCUGAUUCUGAAUACUCUGCAACCGUUAUUGCACCAGGCCACUGUUAUUAUUACUGUGAAAAUGGAAGAAUAAAUGUUCAUUUGACGCAGUACAUUGAGCAAGUUUACAAAGACAAAGACAUGAUGGUAGCUUUAGUUUAACAGAGAGAGACGGUAUCACCAAAAAUCUAUGAAAUGCAUUAAAUAAAGAUUAUAAGUUCAUUUGUAAUGUAUUGACCAGUGAUUCAUAAAUGGCCACGAUGCAACAGGAGACAAAAAGUGAGCAAAAAAUAUGAAAAGCAAAUGAUCCCUUUUGCUGCAUCUUCUUAUUUUUUGGAACAACAAGCUACAUUCACAGCCACUCCUCUUAUAAUGUUUAUGAGCAAUGGCCCACAGGUAGCGCUAAAUCGAUUUGACACAAACAAAUGAACAUACAGCCGUCCCUCGUUUAUCGCUGUUAAUUAGUCCCAGCCCUGACUGACUCCUGAAUGCAUUAAAAUAAAGGUUAUAAGUUCAUAUGUAAUGUAUUGACCAGUGAUUCAUAAAUGGCCAUGAUGCAACAGGAGACAAAAAGUGAGCAAAAAAUAUGAAAAGCAAAGCUGCAUACUCUCUUUUUUGGCAACACUGAUCCCUUUUGCUGCAUCUUCUUAUUUUUUGGAACAACAAGCUACAUUCACAGCCACUCCUCUUAUAAUGUUUAUGAGCAAUGGCCCACAGGUAGCGCCAAAUCGAUUUGACACAAACAAAUUAUUGUACAGCCGUCCCUCGUUUAUCGCUGUUAAUUAGUCCCAGCCCUGACUGACUCCUGAAUGCAUUAAAUAAAGGUUAUAAGUUCAUAUGUAAUGUAUUGACUAGUGAUUCAUAAAUGGCCAUGAUGCAACAGGAGACAAAAAGUGAGCAAAAAAUAAGAAAAGCAAAGCUGCAUACUCUCUUUUUUGGCAACACUGAUCCCUUUUGCUGCAUCUUCUUAUUUUUCAGAACAACAAGCUACAUUCACAGCCACUCUUAUAAUGUUUAUGAGCAAUGGCCCACAGGUAACGCCAAAUCGAUUUGACACAAACAAAUGAACGUACAGCCGUCCCUCGUUUAUCGCUGUUAAUUAGUCCCAGCUCUGACUGCUAUAAGUGAAUUUCCGCAAAGUAGGAUUCGAUAAUAAAUUGAAUAUUUUUGUAUUUAGAGCAUAGAAGACCUGUUGAUGACUUUCUAAAUACCGUAUUUUCCGGACUAUAAGUCACACUUUUUUUCAUAGGUUGGCUGUUCCUGCCACUUAUACUCCAGAGCGACUUAUAAAUGAAAAAACUGUUUAUAUUACAUAAACAGUGGACACCUUUUCUGUUCAUGUUUAUUUUUUGUGUAGCUGAAUAAGCAUUGUGUUAGCAUAUCUUACACCUAUUCAGCCUGUUCUCUAUUCUUUUAUUGUUUGAACUCGCCUUCCAAGAUGACGUAAUGUCUGUUUUGGUCACAUAAUUUGGAAAAUAAUUUUUUUUUUAAAUGCCACUUAUACUCCAGUGUGACUUAUGUAUGUUUUUUUCUACCUAAUUAUGCAUUUUUGGCCUUGUGCAACUUAUACUCCGGAACGACUUAUAGUCCAGAAAAUACAGGAUUUUUACCAUUAUUAGAGCCCUGCAGACAUGAAAUAGUACCCCUAUAGUCACCUUUAAACUUCUAUAAUUCCUUGUUUGCACCACAUUGUGCCAUUACUGACACUUACUUAUAACUUGUAUUUCAAUAUUUUGAACAAAACAAACAAAAAACGCGAACUGUGAAACGCUGAUUGAGUGAUCGCCGAUCAAAACAUGACUUGCUGGAGGAACAGAGGUCAGAUGUUUCUCAUACUCAGUCACUAAGGUUCCACACAUCUCAGUAGGCAUUUUAGUCCGUCCAAGAUUCUAUGGUACACGACCCCUGAAUGCAGUAAGAUCUUCAGAGAAGCAGCCCCAAAGCAGAACGUUUAGUUUAGUUGGGGGUCAACAUUUCUCCGCCUUCAGACAGUUGAUUGAGUCAAAGAGCUCAAUUUCGGUCUCAUGUGACCGCAGCACAUCUCCCAAGCUUUGUCGGGAUAGUAAACUUCAGACAAGCCUGUUCAUGCGUCUUCUUCGGUCUUGAGCUCCCAACUCCCUUGAGAUCAAUUACUAGUUCCUCGUGUAUACUUCUCACAUUUAUCAGCAUCAUCUUUACUCCACGAGCUGAGGUCCUGCAUGGAGUUCCAUGGAGUUAUCGUGUAUUUCUUGGAUUUUGGAACUAUUGCUGCAAAAGUGGUGUCUUUGUCACCAAGAUUCUUGCUGAAGAGAGAGACCGGGCUAUCUGGAUUUUUGGAAUUUUUUUGUUGAUAUCCUGUUUGUCUCUGUUACAAUAAACCUACAAUACAAAUCUUGUCAUGUCUUUGUAACAGGGGGAACUCCAUUUCCCUCAAUGUAUGUGCAGAUGAAAAUGUAGUAUAUACAAGAAUAUACUUAAAGUGACAUUGCCCUCUACUGGCUUGGGAUGCAUAUGCAUUUGUGUUUGCAGGUCUGUCUGGAGUGGGGUCUGUUUUCACACGGUUUAUGGAACCGGUCAAAAACAUGAAGGAAAAUAUUCCAGUUUUGACUUAAUAAUUUUGAUAAGACACGCUCUCUGAACCUGCAGAGAUCAAUACUAGUAUCUACUCUGAUAUCACACACAUCAUGUCAGUACAGGAACCUUAGAAAUCCAAUACCUGCUAUCUUACUUGUCUGUCACAGUCAUACUUUUGAAUUAGUACCUUCUGUUUUGCUUUAACACACACCAGCAGCAAAGCAAGAAGGUACGCUAUAGUUAUGGGGCCAAAUGACUUAAUACAUGAAUAAACAUUAUUAGGUAAUUAAGUAUUGAUAUCUAAAAGUCAUGUGAUGUCCAGUCAUCACUAGUAUGAAUGUUUUGUGAGUGCAAGGUUUUCUUUGCCACUAGUAACGAGUGGCUAGCACGCAGGCCACACAGCUAAGAGACCCGAGUUUGAUUCCACCCUUGGCCAUCUCUGUGUGGAGUUUGCAUGCGUGGGUUUUCUCCGGGUACUCCCACAUUCCAAAAACAUGCUAGGUUAAUUAGCCACUGCAAAUUGUCCAUAGGUAUGAAUGUGAGUGUGAAUGGUUGUUUGUCUAUAUGUGCCCUGGGAUUGGCUGGCCACCAGUCCAGGGUGUACCCCGCCUCCGCUUGAAGACAGCUGGGAUAGGCUCCAGCAUGCCCGGGGACCCUCGUGAGGAUAAGCGGUAGAAAAUGAAUGAAUGAAUGAGUUCUCCUCCUAUUUUGUGUGGAAGUGGUAACUUUUUGGCUUCUUAUUUUGUCUUUUCCCACCCUCGGCCAUCUCUGUGUGGAGUUUGCAUGUUCUCCCCGUGCAUGCGUGGGUUUUCUCCGGGUACUGCGGUUUCCUCCCACAUUCCAAAAACAUGCUAGGUUAAUUAGCGACUCCAAAUUGUCCAUAGGUAUGAAUGUGAGUGUGAAUGGUUGUUUGUCUAUAUGUGCCCUGUGAUUGGCUGGCCACCAGUCCAGGGUGUAUCCCGCCUCCGCUUGAAGACAGCUGGGAUAGGCUCCAGCAUGCCCGCGACCCUCGUGAGGAUAAGCGGUAGAAAAUGAAUGAAUGAUUUGCACCUCAAAUUUUGACUUCCUUGUCAGGUUUUUAGUCAGCAGGUACCUUGAACGUACCCAUUAUGUUGUGUUCAUGAAAAUCAGUGUGCUUAUACCCACUUAUACCCACUCCAAAUACAGACAUGCAACUACAAAAUGCAAUAAUUUGCGAUAAGGGAUGAUCUGUUUUGUUUGCUUUAUCCAUAAAAAUGUGUACUUUCUUCCAAUCAUUGAAUCCUACCAAUUUAUUAUGAGGAUGAAAAACACAGUAUGUCACAUCAUGUACACAGUCACAUUUUGUAUUGCGACUGUUUCCGUAACAGGAAGUAAUGUGGAACUAUUUGAUGAGUUUUGGCCUCUGCUUCCCGGCAGCUUGAACCUUCACAUUUAACUCAAGACUUUCUCUAAUGUGGAUCACAGUUUGCAUAACAAAGAUAGGUGACUGACAGUUAUCUUUCCUAAGAAAUGAUAUAGAACAUCUAUGAUAUUAUUAGUGAUAUUUUGGUGUCUCAUUCAUUUUAAUUCUAUAU